This is a messenger RNA of Haliaeetus leucocephalus (bald eagle), 540 nucleotides long. It is a transcript of the gene RARRES2, whose product is annotated as retinoic acid receptor responder (tazarotene induced) 2. Gene Ontology annotation, molecular function: signaling receptor binding. The record is from RefSeq and is a predicted model, not a curated record. The coding region runs from base 52 to 540 and encodes 162 amino acids. NCBI's taxonomy places the organism in Eukaryota, Metazoa, Chordata, Aves, Accipitriformes, Accipitridae. The transcript is spliced from 4 exons. Gene Ontology annotation, biological process: regulation of lipid catabolic process; inflammatory response.
UUGGCGAGGCUCUCUGGGGUCAGGCAGCCCCGGCAGCCCCCCACCGCAGGGAUGAGGUUCCCACUAGCCCUCUGCCUGGGCUUGGUGGCCCUGGCCACCGCCAGCCAGUCCCCGCUGCAGCGGCGGGUGGUGAAGGAAGUGCUGGAAUAUUUCCACAGCCGCAGCAACGUGCAGUUCUUCUUCAAGGAGCAGGCAGUGGAAGGGGCUGUCGAGCGGGAAGACCCCUCGGGGACAUUUGUCCAGCUGCGCGUCAACCUGGUGCAGACGGCCUGUGGGAAGAGGGCACCGCGGCGGCAGAACUGCAGGACCCUGGAGAACCGGAGGAAGCCAACCUGCCUGGCUUGCUACAAGUUUGACAGCAGUGAUGUCCCCAAGGUGCUGGACAAGUACCAGAACUGCGGCCCCAGCCAUCACCUGGCGGUGAAGGAGAUCAAACACCGAGACGAGGCGGAGUGCAGGGCGGUAGAGGAGGCUGGCAAGUCAGUGGAUGUGCUUUACCUCCCUGGCAUGUACGCCUUCUCCAAGGGGCUGCCAGCCUAG